Molecule: messenger RNA, 1179 nt
Organism: Thelazia callipaeda (thelaziosis nematode)
Lineage: Eukaryota; Metazoa; Nematoda; Chromadorea; Rhabditida; Thelaziidae
Source: the annotation of a GenBank genome assembly
AUGCAUUUAGUCGUAGAAAAGUACCAACUUAGACCAGAUUUCUUACAUUCACCUCAACCAAUUUGGGUUUCAUUUCUGCGCGAUAGUCGGGACUGCGUUGUGAACGCUAUAGUAGAGUUUUUGGAUUACAAUUUCGAGAUGAAUGGCCCUCCUCAAUAUCGUGAUUCAGAUGGCGAAAUGGUUGUGUUAGAAAAUAAAGAAGCAUUUGAAGUUGCUGUCGAUGAUAUAAUGCAAACAUCUUUGAAACUUUUUAUCAUGCAUGUCGACGGCACGUAUAAACACGGAUUGCCUAAGACAGAAUACUCUGCAGCAUCUGUCGGCACGUAUUUGAUAGGUGUUUUACAGACACAGUUUGCUUCUGUAAUGGACGAGAAUGUUUUGUGUGAAGUUAAGAACGAUUUAGCUAAUUUGGUGGUUGCGAGUAUUGGCGAAAGACUGAAUGAAGUAAUCACGCAACAUCCAGGAUUAGUGAAGCUAGAGCAGUUCGUAGAUGAAGCCAGAAAACAGAAGCCACUUGAUUUAUUGGGCCAAGAAGUACGACCAGAGCAAAACGCGGUGAAAGCUAAUUUUUCGUCAUCUGCGAGCAAUAAAGCUUGUCUUGAGGAAGUAUCGAAAUUGGGCAGUAGAAAUUGCUCCAAAGCUUUUCGUUUGGUUGAACAAAGUUCCGUCUUUAGCGGAAAGGGUUUGUCAGAUCUGUCAACUGGUUGCGAAGAAGAUGGGAUAUUUUUCAAGCAGUGGAUUCUUCAUCGUCCUGAUUCACCAAAAUAUGUAAAUGUUAUGGUAGCUAAAGAGUACUCAACCGAGAGACUGGAAAUAGUUCGCUCGAAAUUGAAUGUAACAUUAUGUGGAGAGAGUCAAACUGUCCAAUUUUCCGUUUGGGUAAGAUCCACUGGCAUAGGAUUAGCGUGUGCCAUAUGGCAGCUUUAUACUCUGGAUGAAGGCAGUAUGAUUCCUAUUCCUGAAGGGCCAUAUUUACGUCUUCAGAUACAUUCUCUCUUUGUUGGGCAACCAGUUACGUUUAGUAAUCAAGACGAGUCAUUUUCAAAUGUUUCAUCAGCUGAAGAUUUGGUUGAAGAAGAAGUUACCCAAAGUGUAGAAAAUUUGACCCACUCUACUGCUGCAUCGGACUUCGAAGUAGUUGUUGGAGAUGAUGUUAACUGCCUAGGAUGUGAGAAUUAA